GCGAGCUCUUCUUCCCUUCCCUUCCGCGGCGGCGUUCCCACUGUUUGCCGGAACGUAUAAAACGCAAUGAUAGACAAUCGCAAUCAUUCUUUCGCAUUCGGGUGGUGCUCAAAUUCGGAUUACUUGCGAGUGAACACGUUCGGGUUUGAAUUUCAAACUUUUUUUCGGAAUUCGUGUGUCUGUUUAAUUUUCUACAAGCAAUAAUCAACGAUCAACAAUUUUCAACAUGACAUUAAAGAUAUGUCUGUUAACCCUCGCCUGUUUGGCUACCACCUAUGCGGCGAUUGCUCCAGGGCAGAACGCUUACCUUCCACCUCAACAAAAUGGUUACAAUUACAACAAACCACAACAACCCUUCCAACCUCCAUCAUCCCCACAGCCAUUUAGGCCAUCACCAUCAGCUCCUUUACCAAAACCAACUCCUACAUAUGGUGCCCCACCUGCACCACCACAACCAAGACCCACUUAUGGUGCUCCAGCCCCACCUCAACCCACUUAUGGUGCCCCAGCGCCGAGACCUUCUCAGCCCAGUUUUGGAUUACCUAGCCCGCAACCACCAAGACCAUUCAAUCCACAACCAUCUCCUAAACCUACGUAUGGACCACCUCAGGGACCACCUCCAAGUGGACCCAACUAUGUUGGACAAUCUACAUCUAAUGCUGGUCAACACGCACCGGGUGAGGAUCACCACCAUCAUGAACCAGGCAUGCCUUUUGACUUCAACUACGCUGUAAAAGAUGAUCAGUACGGUAAUGAUUACUCUCACAAUGCGGUUAGUGAUGGAGAUGUCACCACUGGCGAGUACAGAAUCCAACUUCCCGAUGGUCGUACUCAAAUUGUAAAGUACACCGCUGAUUGGAAAACAGGUUUCCACGCACAGGUUAGAUUUGAAGGUACGCCGACUUACCCGGCAUACCAGGGACGUCCUAGCAACCAACAACCUUCCUACCAAGCUCCACAAGGCCCAACUCAAGGUUACCCAAGUGGUCCCGCCAGGCCAAGCCAGCCCACUCAAGGUUACCCCAGUGGACCAGCCAGACCCAGCCAACCCACUCAAGGUUACCCAAGCAGUCCAGCUAGACCUACCCAAGGAUACCCGAGUGGACCCACUCAGGGUUAUCCAAGUGGACCUAAACCAACUCCCAGCUUCCCAUCCCCACCAGCUAGACCAAGCCAACCUACUCAGGGUUACCCCAGUGGACCAGCUAGACCCAGCCAGCCUACUCAAGGUUAUCCAAGCACGCCAGCGCGACCCAACCAAAUUCCUGGCCAGCAGUACACCCCGGACGGUGGAUAUAAAUAUUAAACCGAAUUUGAUACGCGUCUAUGUUUAAAAGUGUCUAGAUAUGCAAUCAACUGUAUUAUAAUUUUAAAAAUUUAGUUUCUAAGACAAUGAUUAUCGACAUAGUAUUAUUAUUUAUGGUUUUUAUAGGACUGCAUUGUUUUUCCAGCGAUCAGAAACAAUUUCGACGUAUUUAUUUUUUCAUUCGGGAAAGCAAUUGGACAAAAUAUGUGACGGUUUUAAUGGCAGACAGUUCUAAUUUGUUUCUUUGUACAAUUGAAUUUUUUUUUUGUAAAAUCUAGCUGUAAUUGUGACGAUAAAACAUAAAUAAAAUAUUUUUUGUAAAAAAUA
Dalotia coriaria is the source of this 1633-nucleotide messenger RNA. Its product is annotated as proline-rich protein 2-like. Gene Ontology annotation, cellular component: extracellular matrix. Lineage: Eukaryota; Metazoa; Arthropoda; Insecta; Coleoptera; Staphylinidae. The transcript is spliced from 3 exons. Bases 227 to 1306 code for a protein of 359 amino acids. The record is from RefSeq and is a predicted model, not a curated record.